AUGCUCUACUCCCUCCGCUCCAACGCCCGGUACCAGCUCAUCGUGCUCUGCUCCGGCCUGCUGGGCUUGAUAUACCUUGCUCUCACCCAUGAGUUGCGUUUCUCCUCUCUCCGGGGACUGGUCAUGGCCCUCGCCUACGCCUGGGGCCUGGUGCUGGCCAUCUACCUGCUCGGCCACGGUCUGGUCGCCCUGCCUCGCAAGAUGUGGCGGGCGGCCUGGACGGGCCACAGGCUGCGCAGGCUGCAGCAGCGGGCGGUCCGGGUGCACGAUGCGCUUGUCGAGGCCGGCGGGAAGCUCGAGGAGCUCAGGAGCCUGGUCUCUCUGCUGCGGCGGAAGCGUGGGCUCAGCCUCGAGAUGCAGGAGUGGGUGGACGAGCUGGUUGACGUCGUUGCUGCUGCUGGCCAGGGUCAGGAUGUGCGACGAGGCGGGCCUGCUGCCGUUCAGAGUCUGCAGAGUGAAGGGAGAGCUUCAGUGCCGCAUGUCAUUACUGACCGGUACAUGGCGGGCCUGACCAGAGACCUCUACCGGGCCAGACACAAGCACGCCAGAUACGCGGAUGCCUGGUCCCGUCUCGUCCGCGAAGCUCUCGACUGCCAGACCAUACUUGACGCAGCAGCAUCAAAGCAGCUGGUCUUUGACUCUCGCUCGUCGUUGUCACCGUCAUCUUCUGGCUCUGGUCCUCUGUUGACUCCGUAUCUUCGAUACCUGAUGUAUACCCACCUGCUACCGGCCGUCUACAUCUGCCUGGCUGGAGUCUUCGCCUGUCUGUCCGUGUGCAUCCUCUGGUCAGAGCUUGUCCGCACAUUCUUCCCCUUUCUCUCCAUCGUUGCUCUCACGACACCUUCGUCCGAGCCUGUGGGCUUCCCUUCCCAGCUGCUCACCUCAGUCUGGCUUCUCUACCUCUGUGCUGCCGCUGGGACGGGCAUCUCAGACGCUCAGGUAUGGGGUAACCGGGCCCUUGUUCCACGCAACACCUACCACGAGUCCGCCUGCUGGUACGCCGGCCAGGUCGCCCGACUCACCGUUCCUCUGGCCUACAACUUCCUCACUCUCUUGCCCACAGACCUCCAACUAAGGACGACCUUCUACGACUUCCUGGGCAAGGGAAUCAACCUGACCCUGAUCGGAGAAGGCUUCGACCUGUUCUUCCCGCUGUUCAUCCUCUUACCCGUUGCUGCCACGGCGUUCAACCUCUACGGCAAAGUCAAGAGACUGGUGGGCUUGGGAGACAUGGAGAUCUACGACGACGACGAGGAAGACAACCCGUCAGGCUUCGGAACUGGUGGGUGGCGGGAGGGCCGCUCCCUCAUCGAAACCGAGUUGAAUGGACCAGGGUACCUUGGCCUGUCCAGCACCAGCAGAACCCCCAGGAGCAGCACCACCACCAGCAGGACGGCCGCUCACCGAGCCAACCUGCCCGACACCCUGCCACGCUACAGAGACGCACCACCACCAGCAACACCCAAUAGCAGAGGUACCGCUGCUGCAGCAGCACCUGCACCUGCACACACUUCUGCCUCUACUUCUGCUCCACGGCCGGCAGGCGGAGAGGAGGACGAGGAGGACGAGGGAUUCUUCCAGUCGUUUGCCCACCGCGUCCGCAACACCAUCGACACCGCCAGCACGCCCAAGUGGCUGCAGGACGUCGACGCAGGCUUCAAGCGGCCGCGGUGGAUGGGCGGCACCGACGACGGGGAUGCUCCUGGUCCCUCCUCGUCCUCGCCAUCCACCGACUCGUCCGCCUUUGCCAGAUGGUUCGGCGGCGGCGGUGGUUCUGGUGGAGUGCGGCUCUAA
Trichophyton benhamiae CBS 112371 is the source of this 1794-nucleotide messenger RNA. Its product is annotated as LMBR1 domain protein. The record is from RefSeq and is a predicted model, not a curated record. The transcript has a single exon. Bases 1 to 1794 code for a protein of 597 amino acids. NCBI's taxonomy places the organism in Eukaryota, Fungi, Ascomycota, Eurotiomycetes, Onygenales, Arthrodermataceae. Gene Ontology annotation, cellular component: membrane.